Plenodomus lingam JN3 is the source of this 2196-nucleotide messenger RNA. RefSeq lists its product as uncharacterized. Lineage: Eukaryota; Fungi; Ascomycota; Dothideomycetes; Pleosporales; Leptosphaeriaceae. The record is from RefSeq and is a predicted model, not a curated record. Gene Ontology annotation, molecular function: protein heterodimerization activity; histone binding. Gene Ontology annotation, cellular component: nucleus.
AUGAUGGAACCGCCGGCGAAGCGUUUGCGCAUCCUCCAGUCGGUCGAGGUGGACGAGGAAAACGAAGACUACAUCAAUGCAAAGAAAGCGCAAGAAAAGCGACUGAAGAGCAGGAUGGAGUCAAUAUUUGCCAAAUACGAAAACAUGCACGAGUCCAACAGCGAUAUUAUCGACAUGAAGAAGAACAGGGUGGUGGUUGAUCGAGGCCAUCUACGAAGACUGCAGCGACAAGUCGCGCGAAAGGAAACGUCAAUUCUGGAUAUCCUGGGUUAUUCUGCAACCAAAGAGGACGAUGAGCUUCCUGACGAGCAAGACACGGACAGUAGGGAAGAGUCAGAAGACGAAUUAGCGCCUACUCAACGUCCGAAAGCCGCCAAGGCAGAAGACGGGAACCGUCCAGGCACCGUCCAGCCGCAGCAAAAUCCAGUGCUUGCAAACUUGCAACCAAGCCCACAACACACACCUUAUACGCCUGGCCCAGCCUCAAAUUUGCUGCAAUACGUUCAAUUCCCUAAAACACCAGCUGGACAGCAAGCUCAAAAUGCCUUCUACACGACCCUCACACAAACCAUCAACCAAGCGGUUCAGCAGGCAGUAGCCCCUCUCUUUUCUGGAAUUCUGUCCAAUAAUACGAACCUACCAGGUUCAGCGGCUCAGGCGCCGCCACCUGCGUAUGCGACACCUUCACUACGUGCUGAUGUAGUUGCGCCUGCGACGGAUCCCAAGUGGUCUUUCCCGCCGCUUCCAGUGAUAUCCCCAAGGCCUCACUUGACACAGCCUAUGCCGCUUGCAGAUCCUGACAAGGAAACAGAAUCGAAUAUCGGGAGCAAGAAGAUGGAGAAGACAGGAAUUCGAACAAGGCAUACGAAAAAUUCCGAACGGCGGCAGGAUGGAGACAGGCCUUCGAUUAUCCAUCAGCAUGAGCCACACGCGGUUGAUGCGCCCUGUAGAAUACCUGCUAGAAGAAUUCUAAGGGUAGAGAUUAAAAGGAGACGAGGUUCAGUAUCAACAAUGCACACAAAGCAUUGCGAACCGCGGCAGAUUGAAGACGAGUUGUCGACUAUCGAGCAACGCGAAUCGCACGCAAUCGCUGCACCGUGUGUGACACCUUCAAGAAGAAGUCGGCGUGUGGAGAUUAGACGGGAAGUAUCGAAAUACCAGUUCAGCGAGGAGGAUGAUGUAUACAUCAGCACGAAAGUAAUGGAGGGAUGCUCGUGGGCAAAAAUUCGCAACGAUCGAAAGAAAUGGAGGAAGUGGCCAUUGUACUCAUUAGAACAACACUGGAACGAAUUGAAGCAACGAAAUUCACAUUUGCAAGUCGACCUACAAGGACCUAUACUGGACAAAUCCCAAGAGCCGCCCUCUCUCCUGCAUCAUUUACCAACACCCACUUCCUCAAGACACGGAGACCAUCUGGAAGAGUCAAUCGAAACAUGUACUCCUCGAGAGUCGAACCAGAUAUCCUCAAGCAAUGCUUAUGAUAAUGAAGAGCUCGAACUAUUAUCGAUAGCUGGUGAUAGCCACCCAGACAUGCCUGCAAUGUGCGACGAUGGCGAAUUGCUACCAGAUGUCGUCCUGCCCUCCAUCGAGACCCCACUAGAGCCAACCGAAGAAGACGAAAUCCAGCAAGAUCUCCAAAAAUCGCCUACCAUUGAGCCACCACGCAUCAUGGAGAAUCAAAAUAUAGCAUCUGCAAGAAAAGAAAUGGACCAGAGACACUCGUCCAAUCCUCAACAGAGUACCCCAGAUCCAACAUCCAACCCAAGAUACACACACUCGCAUGCCAACACCACAAACUCCACACCUUCCCAGCCCGUAAACACCUUCCAACGUCAAACUACCCGCCGCCGAAGCACAUCCAUCAAUCUUGUCGGCGACGACGACGAGCUCCUCGCACCCGCUACCCCACACAUCAAGCGCGAAUCCAGCACACCGCUCCCCUUGUCCUUUCUCUACAGCAGUCCAGCCCCCAACACACGUCCCGCCAUUAACUCGUCAAUAUCCGCAUCCACAUCGAAGAUCAUCGACCAGAAGGCAUUCCGCAAGCAGAUCAAGCAAUCGUGGACGAAGAUGGGUACGCCACGACGAAAAAGCGGGGGCAAGGUGCUUGCCAAGAGGAAGAGCUACCCUGUGCUUGCGAGGAAGAGGGCUUGGGACGACGGUGAAGAGGGGAGUGAGGAUGAGUUAGCGAUGUAG